Molecule: messenger RNA, 2164 nt
Organism: Mercurialis annua (annual mercury)
Lineage: Eukaryota; Viridiplantae; Streptophyta; Magnoliopsida; Malpighiales; Euphorbiaceae
Product: sodium/proton antiporter 1
Exons: 10
Coding region: 64-1776 (570 amino acids)
Biological process (GO): sodium ion transport; transmembrane transport
Cellular component (GO): membrane
Molecular function (GO): antiporter activity
Source: RefSeq, a predicted model, not a curated record
AAACAAAAACAAUCACUAAGCUCUUAUCACCUCUUCUCCAAUCUUGUAUAAAACCAGGCUUUAAUGGCAUCUCUUUCAUUUGGUCUGAACCCAGCACACCAAUUCAAGAAUCACUCAGUUCACUUACCAUCAUCUCAGUCUGGUUUGAGCUCACCAUUUUUACAUGGAUUAAGAGGUUCAAAAUUGCAUGUUAAUGGGUUUAUUACUAAAGCUGAACAUAAAGCUAGAGGCUUUAUUUCUAUUCAGGCAAAAGCUCAACCACCCAACUCUGAGAAACAGCAGAAGGAGGUGAUACCAGAAGAAGGGUCCUGUGACCCCAUAUGUUCAGUUGAUGAAACAAGUUCACAACAACUUGAAGCCACUUACCAGCCAAAGACUGAUCUGGUAAAAGCUCUUGCAGUUUUCGCAGCAGCUGGAACGGGGGCUAUAGCAAUUAACCAUUCAUGGGUUGCAGCCAAUCAGGAUCUUGCUAUGGUAAUACUCUUUGGAUUAGGAUAUGCAGGCAUCAUUUUUGAAGAGUCUCUAGCUUUCAAUAAAAGUGGAGUAGGAUUAUUGAUGGCUGUUAGCUUAUGGGUGAUAAGAAGCAUUGGGGCCCCUUCUACUGAAAUAGCAGUUUCAGAGUUGACACGCGCUUCUGCAGAAGUUAGUGAGAUCGUGUUUUUCUUGCUUGGUGCAAUGACUAUUGUCGAAAUUGUUGAUGCACAUCAAGGUUUUAAGCUGGUCACUGACAAUAUCACUACUCGAAAGCCACGCACUUUGCUUUGGGUGGUUGGCUUUGUGACAUUUUUCCUUAGUUCAAUCCUUGACAAUUUGACAUCUACCAUUGUCAUGGUUUCACUGUUGAGAAAACUAGUACCUCCAUCAGAAUACCGCAAGAUUCUAGGAGCUGUUGUUGUGAUUGCAGCAAAUGCAGGUGGAGCAUGGACUCCCAUCGGUGAUGUUACGACUACUAUGCUAUGGAUUCAUGGUCAAAUAUCUACAUUGCCCACAAUGCAGAAUUUGGUAUUACCUUCAGCUGUUUCUCUAGCUGUGCCACUGGCUCUUAUGUCACUCACAAGCGAAGUUAAUGGAAAAGAUCAGGGAUCUUCCGAUGUUUUGGCUUCUGAAAGAAUGGCUCCUCGAGGACAGCUUGUUUUCUCCGUGGGUGUCGGAGCUUUAAUAUUUGUUCCUGUGUUCAAGGCCUUAACGGGAUUGCCUCCAUACAUGGGCAUGCUUCUUGGACUCGGAGUUCUUUGGAUUCUUACGGAUGCUAUUCAUUAUGGUGAAUCAGAAAGGCAGAAGUUGAAAGUUCCGCAGGCUUUAUCUCGAAUUGACACGCAAGGAGCUCUUUUCUUCCUCGGAAUCCUUUUGUCUGUCAGCAGCCUUGAGGCGGCAGGGAUUCUUCGAGAAUUGGCAAAUUACCUCGAUGCCCAUAUUUCAAAUGUAGAACUUGUUGCAAGUGCAAUAGGGGUCGUAUCAGCGAUUAUAGAUAACGUACCGUUGGUUGCAGCAACAAUGGGAAUGUAUGAUCUCACCUCAUUUCCUCAGGAUUCAGAAUUUUGGCAGUUAGUUGCCUUCUGCGCUGGGACGGGCGGUUCCAUGCUAGUAAUAGGUUCUGCUGCCGGAGUUGCAUUUAUGGGGAUGGAGAAGGUGGAUUUCUUUUGGUACAUGAAAAAGGUGAGCGGUUUUGCAUUUGCCGGUUAUGCUGCUGGUAUUGCAACUUACUUAGCAGUCCAUAACCUUCAAUUCUCUUUACCCACAACGCUAGCUGAAGUUCCAUUCCUCUCGGGCUCAUAAAUCAUGCCGGCGAAGAUCAAUAUUUUACUGGAUUCAAGCAACGACGGGUCCAUAGACGCCAGACAGACUAAUCUAGCAAAUUGGCAGUAUAGUUCGACAAUGUAGAAGCAAGCUCUUCUCAGAAGUAUAGAAUGUUGAAUCGAGUGUUUACAAGGUAUAAUAAACCGAGUUCCAGAACAUUGAAAUUUUCGAUAAUGUGAUGAGUUCCGAGUUCUUCUAAAACAUUUAUCGUCUUCUCUCGAUAAUAAAUGAGGCGAGAGUAUUGCAACCUGUUUUAUAAAGUUCAACAUUGUAUGCUUUUGUUCUUUGUAAAAUGAUAGUUCUAGAUGUUAUAUAAAAAGAAAAACCAGUGUCAUAUUUGAAAAUGCCUAAAUUUGCUCUUUCUGUA